Pelobates cultripes (western spadefoot toad) is the source of this 8337-nucleotide messenger RNA. The record is from the annotation of a GenBank genome assembly. Lineage: Eukaryota; Metazoa; Chordata; Amphibia; Anura; Pelobatidae.
GGGGGCGUGGCGCUAGUUGAUUGAUGGUUCUGUAGGGAAGUGGGCGGGGCGUGCAGCAGUUUCCCAGCCGAGUCCCAGAAUCAGGCAGAGCCGCCGCCGAACCCCGGCCGAGAGAACGUUCCACCGUCUCCAGGCAACCGGACCGCGGGUAACCGGGGCAACUGACAGGCUCACCUGGCUGUAUGUGGGGGUUCCAUAGCGGCAGUGUAUGGGGGGGAGGAGGGUGACAGCUGCUCAGGGAUAGGCCGUAACAGGAGAUAUGGCCCGGCUGGACAGCCCCAGGCACAGCAGUGACGUCAUGUGUGAGGUCACUCAGUGCCUGGCCCCUGUUAUAUAGUAUCACUAAAUCAACCUGCAUUGUAGCCACUUAUAUCUGACCAGGAAGUCACAUUGCUUUGGCCACUGUCUGGGGUCUGUAUGGCCGUCCCUGGCCUGCGCCUGUACCGGCGGUGGCCAUCCCUGGCCUGCGUCUGUACCGGCGGUGGCCGUCCCUGGCCUGCGUCUGUACCGGCGGUGGCCGUCCCUGGCCUGCGUCUGUACCGGCGGUGGCCGUCCCUGGCCUGCGUCUGUACCGGCGGUGGCCGUCCCUGGCCUGCGUCUGUACCGGCGGUGGCCGUCCCUGGCCUGCGCCUUGGCUGUCGGCCUGCGUCUGUACUGGCGGUGGCCGUCCCUGGCCUGCGGCUUUACUGGUAACGGUCAUUGGCCAUACCCUUUACGGUCACUGGCGUGGGUUUUUACUACUAGUGGCACAGCUGUGAUGCCUGAAUUAUGGGACCAGGAUGUUACAAGAAGGGCAGCACUUUUUAACUAUUGACCAGCUGUUUAGGCAACUCUAGAAACCCUGCGAAGACAUGUCUGGAAAUUUCCUUAACCUCUUAAGCCAUUUCUUUGUAUAAAAAAAGCUGUUAAUGCUAGUACUCUGCUCGCAGGCAGAAUCGUCUAUUCCGUUUUGUAUUGGUUUGUCUAUACUGCAAUGUGUGUCUCUUCCCUGAUUGUACAGCGCUGUGGAAUAGGUUGGUGCUUUAAAAAUUCCAGUGAUAAUAAGUCUAUUAAUGCAGCUUUUUUUUUUUAUUUAUUACAUGGGGAGAGACUUAAAAUUAAAUAAUUGAUAACCUAAAUCUCUUUUCCCCAAAAGAGUUUGUUUCAUGCAUUUUCUUGUACAAUUCUGUUUAUUUCUCUUAAUUGCAUCAGGGAUGAGAAAACCGCUCCUGGUAGUCCAAGGGUUAAUAGAUGGCUUUACUUUCUUCCAGAAUAAAUUCCUGAUUACUUAGUGUGUACAUUGCGGACGCCCUGCUGGCUCUGCCUGUGUUUUUGUAUGUUGUUGUUUUUUUUUGUCACCUUCCUGGGAGGGUGCUUCCUUUAUCCUGCUUGCAGCCAGCUGAUUGGCUGUCUGGGGAAAGGGUUAUACCUAGGGAGGAUCUUACAGAGAGAGUGUCUGUAAUCAGCUGUUUUAGUGUUAUCUAUUGAGCCAGGAGGAGGAGGGGCGCUGACAAGCUGUGUUUAUGUUGGGGACAGGAGACAAUGACCGUACAGAUGAAAACAAGCAAACUGAAAACUCAGAGCUCUGUAACCACGUUAAUAUAGGACAAUAUUCCUGCUUUUUCAUGGUCAUUUUACAAUUCUAAAUAUUUCAGCGUUCUUAAGCCAUGUUACCUUAAAUUAAGAUCAAACGAUUCUUUAUCAAGUUAAAAAAAAUUUCCGUACAGUUUAUAUUUUUAAUUUAUUAGGCUCCAUUUUAUUGUUCAGCACCGCAGUAUAGGUUGGCACUGUUUAAAUACUAAUAAUUAUAGGAAUCUGUAUAGAUAUCCAGGUUGACAGUUGCCCAGGACAUUGUCUGCUUCCAAUGUAGAAUCACCUUUGAUAUAUAAUUACAAUUAUUUAUGUAGCGCCAACAUACUCCACAGCACUGUACAAUAGGUAAGCAAAACAAAAACUCUACAUUAUAUCAAAACAUGAUUGACAUACUGGAACUCAUGAAGAGGGCCCUAUGCGAAUGAGCUUACAAUCUAACAGAUAUACUGAAUGAUGUAUGAAAGAGCGAGAUUUAGACCCCAGACCAGUUAUAAAGCUGACCUUUCUUCCCUCCCCUUUAGUUGCCCGAAGAGCUGUGUGCACAGCAUCGACCAGUCAUCCCUCCAAUGUUAAACACAGUAAGCAGUACUCAUCUGCCACUAAUGUCACCCAUUCACAUCACCUUCUGCCAAAUUAACAGAACAGACCUACCAGCUGUUUUCCCAUGUAUAUCCUUGUAAUUGAAGAUACACAUAUGUAUCGGUCUUUGUCUUUCAGCACUAACACUUUUUUUUUUUUUUUUAAUUAUUCUAGUUCUGUCUCCCAUUUAGACUACGUUGUUAUAGUAAAUACACUGUUCCUUUAAUGUAGUGGUUCUGGGGCAUUUAACCAGUGCAUUUCUUUGAGAAAAAUUGUUGCCUAAUGCCACUACUAGAGGGGCUUCCUGGAUUCAGUCCUGUAAAGAUUGCAGAACUGAGAUUUAAAGUCUCCAAACUCUGCAUGGAGACGCCGAAUGCUCCGCACAGAGGUACAUGACUCGAUGCUUCUCUGAGAUGAUGAUUAGCACAGCGAGUCGAUUUGCUGCGCAUACAAACUAGCCUUCCAAUGCUUUCCUAUGGGAAGACAUUGCAUUUGCUGAAAUUAUCUGGAGGUAGUAAAGGUAAGUAAAAAGCUUUUUGUUCCAAUAAUCCAACUUCGUAUAACACUAGGAAUACAUGUUCAUAUUCACAAUGCUAUAGUGAUCCUUCAAUGCUAAAUUACAGACAUAUUGGGUGCGUAGCUGUUAAACGGUUACGUAACACAUUUGGAACAUUGGGGGUUUCACUGCCCGUCGUAGUCAAAGAAACAACACUCCAGCCAGAUCUGAUAACCUUGGUGAUAGUCCAUAUUCAUCUCCAGUAAGCAGGGUCCUUGAAUUCAUGACUAUAAUAGAGAGAUCAGCUUGAUUUUGUAGCAGAAACAGUUCACAUUUUUAAGACCUCCCUUUAUCUUCCACCCUCUAAGCACCCACAAGUUUGGUGUAACCCAUAGGUUGAAUGAGUAUCACCCAGUCAAGUCUGCAAGACACACCGAUGAUUCAGGUUUUGUCCUUAUCUCAACUGGAAUAAAAUUUUAAAAUGUCUAAAUCCUGAAUUGUUGGUGCACUUUGAGGGCUGGUUGGUUGCCACUGAUUAGGGUACAAUUAGUGCUGGGUGAUUUUUUUUAAAUUUUUUUUUUUUUGCUUACUUUUUUUUAACCAUUUUUCGGUUUUCCACUAUAAGCAUGUCCCCCUACUAACCUGUAGUACUUUACAUAAUAUCAAGGAGUCACUAGAAAUCUGACAAUUAAAGGAACGCUGUGGCAUUAAGAAUACAAACCUGUAUUUCUAAUGCUAGAGUGUUAAUAUAACUAUUUGAUAUCCGGCCCCACCUUCGCUGGCUGAUAUUAUCAAUCCUGACGAUCUCAACCAAUCCAAUGCUUCCCUGUAAGGAAGCUUUGUGAGGCUAAUGCGCAUGUGUAUCUUUAGAUGUGCUGUACCAAUCAGCAUUUUCUUAUAAAGAUGCAUUGAUUCGGUCCUGCAAUCUUUGCAGGACCUCAUCCAGGAAUUUCCUUUGGUGGCUGUCUGAGUGACAGCCAUUACAAGUGGCAUUAGGUAGCCACGUUUACACUAGUGAGCAAGCAGGGACAUGUUAUUUGCCCUCGAACCACUACAUUAAGCUGUAGUGGUUGUGGUGCCUAGAGUUUCCCUUCUGAGCUACACUUCCAGAAUCCUUUGCUGUGCCCAUAAAAGCACUGCUUAUAUAAUGUUAUAUGCAGUGUUCUAGAAAGUUGAGAAUCAGAAUUGGCUUACUAUCUGCUUUGAUCUCACUAAAGAGUUUGCACAGUGUGAGGGUUUACAGGAAAUGGAGGAACUUCAAAUGUGGGUAUCUUUUUAUUAUUUUGAAUUUGUUUUUUUUGUUUAUAUUUGUAAUGUGUAAUCUAUAUAAUAUACUUUCUCACCAUACUUAAUAAAAGUGAUGUAAGUAAUGUGAUAUUUUAUUUUGGUAUUUUGAAGCAUACCGUAAUACAACUGCUGUUCUAACAGUCAGUCUCAUUCUUCAUUCUAAUCACAUUUUGUUUUUCGGGGUCAAGGUGACAAGGAACACUUUCCUGUAUGGGACAAUGUGGUUUUACACACUGCAUCUUUAUGUAGUCAUUUAGCUGCAAUUUUUUUAAAUUUUUUAUUUUCUUGAAUAUUACGACUACCAAUAGUCCCAUAUCUGAUGGAAAAGUACUGACUGUACUGGUUUUCCCCAUUCAAAUUCAAAGCACGUAAAGUCACACACUGUCUUCAUUGUGCCUCUACUUCAUCCUCGUCAUUUUAUCAUUGCCCAUCCCUGCCAUACCCAACUUGUUCUCUUAAAUCAUAGAACUAACUUUGAUACUGAUCUCUGUUGUUUUUUUGGGGUGUUUUUUUUUUUUGGCGCACUAGUUAAACAGUGGGAACUAAUCACUAUCCUCAUUCAGUGACACUUGUAACCCAGAAUAGACACAUUAUUCAGCUUUUAUUAGACAGCGGGGAAUAGUUAACAAGGUCCACACUAGGAAAUGAAUUAAUAAAAUCCUGUUCUAAAAAGAUUUUAUAAAGUUCUGUAUGUGAGCUUCUGGUCGGUUUUAAAAUGUAAUGUAUAUAUUGUGCAAAUGUUGCAGUGUAUAUACAUUAAAUGUACACUUGCACGAUGAGGUCUGCUCAUUGUCAAAACCAAACUUAAUAGUUUAUUCAGCCUUCGUCCCGGAUGGCGGUGUUUGUGGCCUUCAGUCUGGCUUGUGAGCAUUGUCUACCUUCUCCAGGAGGGCAGCUAACAUUUACUGAUCUUUUGCAGUUCCCCAUGAGUGGAUUAGUCAGAGCCACUGAAUUCAGUGUCACAGGUGAUGAACACCGCUGGCCCGAGAUGGCACGUAUGGCUUGCCUUAAGACUGUGCUCUCCCUAACCGGCCCCUGGGACUAGAGAGUGCCCAACCGGGAAUUACCUGCUGCCCCCAGAUGUGCUUCCACUCACAAGUGAAAUUGUGUCAACUGAAUGCUGGAAUUGCAAAAUCUAGGCCAAUCUAGCUAUCUUUUUAGCCUAAUUUUUUACAAAUCCGGUUUCAGUCCACUACAAACCAUAAGCCGUAGACUAAUACACCAAAAAACAUAAAUGCAUGGUAUAUAUGCACAACUCCAAUACAGAAAUGUUUGUUACAAAUCACUGCAGCUAUAGAAAAUACACUAUUUUACUGAAAAUUAACGUAAUUUUAUGGCUAAUAAACUACAAACAUGUUUGCUAUGCAGAUGUUAAAUGUACUUAAUUUCUCUGCGUUUAUUUGUUCUCGUUUUCAGAUUUUCGGACGUCGGGAAGAUGGGCCGUAUAUUUUUGGAUCAUAUUGGUGGCACCCGCCUAUUUUCCUGCGCCAACUGCGAUACGAUAUUGACCAACCGCUCUGAGCUGAUAUCAACUCGCUUUACAGGCGCAACAGGGAGGGCGUUUUUGUUCAACAAGGUACAGCUCUCAUUGUACAGAACAGACACGUUAACCCAUUCAGGACCAUUGCUAUGUCAUGAUACUUACGAUAAUGGGGGAGGGGCGUUGUCCCUUACUUUCAAUCAGCAGUAAAAUUCAAAAGGCACCGCCAUGAUUAACUGAUCUUACUCCAGCGGCUGAUGACAUCCGUUCACUAACUGCCAAAUGGAAUUUUGUUACUCAGUGUGGCUGUUUCAACCGCUUUCAGUUGAGACCUAUUUGACUAUUCACAAAAGAUACAUUUUGGUUAUUUAAGUUGCAUAGGCAGACGAAAAGCAACCAAACUGUGCUCCAAUUUCCAUGGUACAGACCAGGUAAGUGUCACCUGUGACCCUAAGCCCUUCUAACUCUAAAUAACUCCCCAACUUCUCCCUUUUACCUUGCAAUGAUAGCCAAGCUCUAAUGCUUACUCUUACCGUGGCAGAAUAUUUAAAUUUCUUACAGAUAUUUUAAAACCAAUCUCACUGUUGCUAGCCCUCUCCCAGUACUCUCAGCCAGUCAUCGUCAUUCAGGCUGGAUGAAUUGAUAUUAGUCAUGUGGAAUUGUACAUUUUCAAUGUUUGCAGCUUAAAACAGUUUGCUAAAAACAGUGUGACCGGUGCCCAUAGACUCUGUGAGCCAUAACCUGGAUAAUAACUUGUACACUUGGCUGUAGUGGUUAUGGUGCUGCGUAUCCACUCCAGCUGUGCCAGUGACAGGAAAUGCUGUUACAUUUAUGGUGAAUCCAUUCCAUACAAGCAAGUAUUCUCCCUCAGACCAAGAUCUUUAUAUGGUGAUACCUGAAAAGAUUACUGUCUUGAAGGGUUAUUGAAAGCACAAUCACUAUUUCAGUGAUUUAAAGUGGUCAUGGUUCCUGAUCCGAAACACUGCACAUACAGAGAUUAACUUCUUCACUGCUAGGGGUGUAACUCAAUUAGCCUCAUUAGCUGCCUAAUGUCUAUUCUGUGCAAAACUGGCAUCUGAAGCCAGCCCCGAUAGCAGCAUAGCCCCUGCCUUGCAUUGGUACUGCCCCCUAUGCUACCCUCCGUCAAUCACCCUGACAUCCUGCCCACAACGAACAAGGUGGAGUGACAUCAGCCAUGGAGGAUUGAGCUGGGGGGAGAAAUUGGCCUCCGCGAUGGAAGAGAGGCCUUACAUUUUUUUUUUCUUUGAGUAAACCUUUAAUCAACCACUUUCCUUGAUUUGCAGUGAAAUAAAAGAGGGAAUGGUGUUUUACCAUACCUAAUUAACAUCUAUCUUUAGAACUAUUGAAGAUUUUCUGAGCUCUAUUAACAUGUAUUUCCUCUCUUAAAGUGAGCUGAUCAUUCAUGAAAUUUGUAUUUGCUUCAGGAAGGUAGGGGGUUCUAAGCUGUAAAAUUUUAAUUGAUACAAUAUUAUCUAACUAAAGAGCUCUUUUAGUUCCUUCAAGAUGGUUGCCAUGAAUGGGAGGUGCUUGCCCAUUGCUCCCAACAAUCACAUGUGCCAUCCUGCUACGCCAUAUUUCUAUUUAUUCCCUCGUUUUGCUAUAGCAGUGAUAAUAUCACUUAGAACUGGAAAUCUCAAAUCUGAAUCCUGGUCUGACCCCUGGGCACGACACCUAAUGAUCUAUAUCCACUCACCAUAGACUUUUAGUUUGUGCCGCGCACACCUUUCUUUAAUUGUAACGAACUCUGACUAUAUUGGCGCUUAAUAAAUGCUAAUAACAGUUCCUAUAUGUUAUUAUUGGUAUUUAUAUAGCGCCAACUAAUUCCGCAGCACUUUACAAUGUUCUGUAUUUACUAAUUCAAUCAUAUAUUAAAUAGUUUGUGUUCAAAUAAUGUGUAUUUUUCUUACCUUCUAGGUGGUUAACUUGCAGUACAGCGAAGUCCAGGAUCGCGUCAUGCUCACUGGACGACACAUGGUGCGUGAUGUCAGCUGUAAGAACUGCAACAGCAAACUGGGAUGGAUUUAUGAGUUUGCCACAGAAGACAGCCAGCGCUACAAAGAGGGCAGAGUUAUCUUGGAGCGAGCUUUGGUGCGCGAAAGCGAGGGUUUUGAAGAACAUGUGCCGUCUGAUAACUCCUGAAACAUCCCAUCCUCCUGCUUAUUUAAAUUAAGAAAAAGUAGAAAACAUGGGGGGAAAAAAUCUAUUUCUUUUUUUCUUGCAAAUCUUUUAGUCUCUGCAUUGGGAAUCGUCAUGCAUUAGAAGGAAGCCAAAACACCUAAAACGUCCAUUUCUCUUGGAUUUACCUGCCAUGGAGAGAAAUAUUUCACCAACGCAGUCUUUAAAUUUCUCCGCCAGCAGACGUACUUAAAAUGUAGGGAUUGGCAAUUCUAUAGGGAUAUAUUUUUUCCCAUGUUGAUAAAUGCCUUAUUUAAACAGUGCCGAUGUGCUGAAAUCCAUUUUUCCUUUCUCCAAUUUCUGUAUCAUCUUUUAGAAAAUUCUUUUUGAUUUUUAGUUGAUUUAGUCCCCAACCCCAUUUGAUACUGUUUGCACAGAGAUUGUAUAGGUACAGCAUUGAUAUGGCUUGUGCUGGCCGGAGUUAUUUACUAGUUGAAGCUAAUGUACACAUCAGAAUUCUUUUCAUUUUUUUUCCAACACAAAUUCUAACAUUUCAGGAAUUUUGUCAUGUAUCGUAUGUGAUGCAAUUGAUGUGGAUUUAAAAAGCAUACAAAAAAAAAAAUGAAAGACAACCAUUAGUUUUAUGCAAAAAGUAAUAUUGUAGUGUGUAGUAUUGGUAUAAUAAUAAAUAUUUGUGACCUUUUCAUUUAAUUUAUACUUUACAAUGUGUUUUGUGUUUGUUUUGGCAAAUUGUUGCUUAAAUAUAAUAAAUCCAGAUAUUUCUUGA